UAGAGGAGAAGUAGGAAAUAACCGCAGAGUUGUCAGGAUCUAGAAAACUAUCUCAAUUGUUCAUGACUUAUUUGGAAUUGGUUUUAAAAAUUUUAAACAAAAAUUUUAAAGUUGGAUAGUUACAGAUUGAAAGAAGAAUAAAGGAAGAUUAUAGGGAUUAGUUACUAUCAAGCAACUGAGAUAAUUAUCACUGGGGCAGUGUUUGUUUCUAUACGUUUCAUUGACUCUAAGGCGAAAGGGAGAGAAAAACAUUAUUGAGGACUAACCAAUGAGAGUUCUUUAAAGGUAUUCAUUAUUGAGAGAUGGCUGAAGUGGCUGAAAAUAAUCGCUAACUGACUAGUAAAUGAUGGAACAUCAGCUGUGUCAUUACAGUUUGCUAUAACUAAAUAGCCUGGCCCUGAUCCUGUACCUGACAUGGGAAUUGUGCAGAGAUCUGGGUAUCCCACUGCAGCUGAACUCCAUGUAGCCUCUGCCUGCAUCCAGGAUUUAGGACAGCACCUUCAGUUUCCAUCACAUUACCACCGUGCAUUUAUUUUCUGUUUCUGGUUUCUGAAGAUCCCUACUUUAUUUUUGCCUGUCUCAUACCUUAGGGAAAAGCCUUCAACCAAAUAUUGGGACUUGGAGCCCAGCUUUCAAAAGGAAGGUCACCCUAAUUGCCCAUCAUGGUUGCUACAGAGGCUAUGCCUGAUGAAGCAGAAUGUCCUGUAUUCGAGAUCAAGCAAGAUUUUUUUCAAGAAGCAAAAACUCUCAUUGCCCAACAUUAUGAGAAAAUAAAUGAGAAUAAAAUUCAAGGUACUUCUAUAAAUGUUUUUAAAAAUAAACAUCAAAACCCCAAAUCUGGCAAAUUCAUACCUUUGGAGAUUAAAAAAAAGGAAACACUUGAUGUGGUCCAAGAAUUUCGGACAGCACACAAAAGUAUUUGUUUUCCCAAAUACCUGUUCAAAAGUGAACAUUUUAAGGAGCCCUCACAACGAACUUCUUUCAAGGAGCCAGACAUUUUUAGUGUAAAGGAAAAAUUCAAGGACUGUAUGGAUCUAAUCACAAAAGAACAAGUUAAACUGGGUAAAAUAGUGACAAAUAUUGAAUCAGUGGGUAAAAAAAUGGAGAAAGAAAAGCAUCAGCACCAUGGGAAGUCCAGAUUGUUGGUCUCACCAUUUGCCGCCCACAUCAUCAACCUUGGCUUGCCCUUAGAAUCCAUGACCUCCUCUUCCAUGGGGCUUCUGAAAGAAUAUGACAAAACAUUCUCCGAUUGGAAAGGAAUCAUGCCAACAAAGUCUUCCCGUUUGACUCCUCCCCCAAGCUGGCCUAGUUUGUAUGGGUCAUCAUCAGUGUUUCCGGAUUACUGUCCUAAAAUCUUAAAGAAGAAGGAUCAACAACCUAUCAAACCAAAGCCAGGACCAAAGCCAGGACCUGGGCUGAAGUCUAUUCUAAGUAAAAGUGGCAAACUCGACAAUAAAGUUAAAAGGAUUGGACCACACAUAGAAAUUUUCCAAGUGUUCCGGGAAAGGACCAAACUCAUAAAUAACAAAAAAGUAGUUAGAAUGAUCACCAUCAUGCAAGCCUAUGUCAGAGGAUGGCUUGAACGCAAAAGAUUGCAGAGAAUAAUGAUCAAGGCUUUGUCUCAUGGACCAAAUUUGAGAGCAGUUAUAAAGAUGUAUCGUAGACAGAUCCAUCGUGUUAAAUAUCGACUUGGUCUUUGGAGGACAAGACAAAUUAUAAACUUUGCAGAGCUAGAGGAAUGGAUGGACAGAAAAAAGUUCUAUGAAACAAUGUUUGCUAAGAGAGAAGAUUGGCAAGGAUUAGAAAGAAGUGAGCUUCUCAAGUUCUUCAAUGACUGUGGUCAUUUCCCAACCCAGCAGCAAAUUGACGAGGUUUGGGACCUGGUCCAUAGAGACCAUGAGAAAUAUUCUGAACUCAUCAAGAAGUACAAUGCAAUUGAAAUGUUAUUUACACUCUAUCCUCCUCAAGGUGCCCACGUGCAUAAUAAUAUACGACUUAGGUCAACUUGGCUGAGACCCAUAGUAAAUGGGGAAGAAGGAUACAGAUAUAUAGUGAAUGGACAUCCAAUACUCAAAAGAGCUAACAUCCGAAUUGUUGGAAAGUUAGUAUCCAGAUCUAUAAGAGAAAGGAAAAUGAGACAUUUAUCGCGAGAAGUAGAAUAAUGUUUCAAUACAAUUUUAUUAUCUUAAGAGUUGAACCUUUCUACCAAAGAGAUUAUGUUAACAUCAGCCAUAGAUUAAUUAUGUAUCACCAGGAAAAAAAAUGACAAGCAUCUCUGGACAUCAAAGAAAAGAUUUCAACAAGUCAGUUCAUAAUUUCUAAAUAUCUUUGGAUGAACCAUUCAUUGGAUCUUCUUCAUAAAAAGCUACUGUUUUAUCAUACUGAAAUUGAAACCACCUAGUAUCAAGUAUUCCUUUCAUUGGACGUUAAUUUCUUGUGUUCCA
Molecule: messenger RNA, 2444 nt
Organism: Lutra lutra (Eurasian river otter)
Lineage: Eukaryota; Metazoa; Chordata; Mammalia; Carnivora; Mustelidae
Gene: IQCM
Product: IQ motif containing M
Exons: 17
Coding region: 663-2162 (499 amino acids)
Molecular function (GO): protein binding
Source: RefSeq, a predicted model, not a curated record